Molecule: messenger RNA, 1542 nt
Organism: Bursaphelenchus xylophilus (pine wood nematode)
Lineage: Eukaryota; Metazoa; Nematoda; Chromadorea; Rhabditida; Aphelenchoididae
Source: the annotation of a GenBank genome assembly
AUGCUCUCUUCUCUCACAUACUUGCUUCUUUUAAUCACCGUAACUUCAGGUAUCACAACCUUAUUUCUGUAAUUUUAUGUAUAUGUAACCAUCCUAUCAUUCCUCUUCAGGCGACGUCUUUGCUGACGUCAACGACUACCUGAAGCCUGCGAAGGUCAAGUCCAAGGUCUUAGCAGAUAUCGGGCGGACUUUAGUCGAAAACGAGAUUACCGACCACGAAGACAAGUGGGAAGAGUUGGUUCCGGUCGACAGUUUGAUGUUCCGAUAUAUCUGGCAAAUGGCUCGUCCAUUGGAAAUGGCUACCAGCGCGCUGUGUCCAGAAUGCAAGGAGAUUGUUGCAAGCACUCAAAAGUUUAUCGUCGAUUAUCCGGAGACUUUGAUUGCGGUAAGACAUAUCAAUUGUCAAUCUGUCGGGAAAAUAAUGUGGAUUUUUUGCACAUUGGAAUAGCUUAUCAUCACUUUGCGACGACUAGUCGCGGCCAGAGAUUUGUAGCGGAAAUGUGAAGAGGGAAGACAUUUAGCUGCGACAAGUCCACAUUAUUUUCCCGACAGACUGAUAUAUGUGUAUUUAUCGGGUUUUUCCUUAAACGAGGGCAAAUGAAGACAUAGAAACUUUGAUACUACGAAUCAGUGUACAACGAAAUCUGUCUAUAACGAAGAAAUUCAAAAGUCCCAAGAGUCAACUUUUGCUUACAAGGAGAGUACUUCUAUGGAGUAUGGAGUUACAGGUCGAGCCAUAUAUCAAAAAAUUCGCAAAAUUUUUCUGAUUCAGAAUAUGUAAAAAUAAGCUGCCUAAUUUUGGUAUGUAAGGGUGAAAAACCUCUCGGAACUUUUCUCGAAACACCACGCGUGGCCACGCAAAUGCCCUUUUGACCAAGUUUUUACCAAAUCAAAAGCUUGUUUUUGAGUUAACGUAAACUCUGGUAUCUUUACAAGCCUUAAAAUAUCAAAUUUAAUUUAUACUACACCUUAAUCAGUAGUUCCAAUGUAAAAAAGGCGCAUUUUCAUGGUGUUGCGAGAAAAGUUCUGAGGAUUUUUUCACCCUUACGAACCAAAAUUUGGCAGCUAAUUUUUACAUAUUCUGAAUCAGAAAAAUUUUGCGAAUUUUUUGAUAUAUGAGUCGACCUGUAACUCCAUACCCCAUAGAAGUUCUUUCCUUGUUAAAAACGCAUCUCCAUACAACGAAAAAUUCUAUUAGGAAUCAAUUUUUUACUCCCUUAUAAUUUGUUAUACAGAGGCUUCGCUGAAGUUUACAACGAAUUUUGCGAUACCUUAGACCUCUUGAUACGCCUACAGUAGCAAAUUACUGCCUUUAAUUCAAUGUUUUUUCAGCUCCCAGCCGCCUGUUCUCUUUUUCAACUCAAGAGCCGAGAGCUAGUGCCGAUUUGCGGUGUCACCUCAAUUGGCGCGUUAUUAUACCUCCAAAACUCUCAACCAAAAGACGUUUGUGAUCUAUUGUGCCACCCCAACAAUACUAUUGCCAAACGUGAAGCUGGCUUCGGCAUCGAAGACAUCUUGCAACAUUUUGGAAAGGCCUUCUAA